Kazachstania africana CBS 2517 is the source of this 1041-nucleotide messenger RNA. It is a transcript of the gene RNR4, whose product is annotated as ribonucleotide-diphosphate reductase subunit RNR4. The record is from RefSeq and is a predicted model, not a curated record. NCBI's taxonomy places the organism in Eukaryota, Fungi, Ascomycota, Saccharomycetes, Saccharomycetales, Saccharomycetaceae. Gene Ontology annotation, biological process: deoxyribonucleotide biosynthetic process. The coding region runs from base 1 to 1041 and encodes 346 amino acids. Gene Ontology annotation, molecular function: oxidoreductase activity. The transcript has a single exon.
AUGUCUUCUGAACACGAACAAUUCUUGUCCCAAUUCGCUGAACAACGUUCUGCUUUAAGGGAAGCUGAAAAGGAUGAAAUCCUUUUGAUUGAAAACAAGCGUAGAUUCGUCAUGUUCCCAAUUAAAUAUCACGAAAUCUGGGCUGCUUAUAAGAAAUUAGAGGCUACUUUCUGGCCUGCUGAAGAAGUCGAUUUAACAAAGGAUGUUGAUGACUUCAAGAAAUUAAACGAAGACCAAAAAGAUUUCUUCGCUAGAUAUUUAGCUGCAGCUACUACCGGUGAAGCUAACUUAGUUAACCAUCUUAUUGAAAGAUUCUCCGCUGAAUUACAAAACCCAGAAGGUAAGUCUUUCUACGGUUUCCAAAUCAUGGCCCAAAAUGUCUACGAUGAAGCUCACUCCAUGAUGAUUGACACUUUCUUUGACGGUGCCGAAAAAGUAAAGUACUUAAACGAAUUCCCAACUUCCAAAGAAGUUACUGCUAAAUUAAACUUCAGAAAAGAAUGGAUCGAAUCCCCAGAAUCUUUAUACGGUGAAAGAUUAGUUGCUUUAGCCGCUAAGGAAGCUCUUUUCUUAGCUGGUGCCCGUGCUGUCAUCUUCUGGUUCAUCUCUCAAGGUCUAUUCCACGGUGUUACUCACGGUAUCUCUAACAUCACCAGAGACAGAGGUUUCUACUCUGACUUCAACUGUUUAUUAUUCGCCCAUUUAAAGAACAAGCCAAAUGCUAAAGUCGUUGAAAAGAUCAUCGUUGAUGCCACCGAAAUUGAAAAGAACUACAUGGCCGACCUAUUAAAGGUUGAACAAUCCGGCUUAAAGUCUGCUCAAGUCAACCAAUACGUCGAAUUCUUAGCUGAUUCCCUAUUAGCUUCCUUCGGUAACGAAAAGCACUACAACGCUGCUAACCCAUUCGAAUUCAUGGAAGGUAAGACUACCAUCGGUAAGACUAACUUCUUCGAAAAGACCGUCUCUGACUACACCAAGGCUAACGAAUCUACUACCAAGGCUGCUUCUCACGAAGGUUUCGCUUUCAACGAAUCUUUCUAG